AGGGAAACGAAAAUGCAGACUUCAGUGGCCUUCAAAAUAAUGAUUAUGCGCUGAAGCUGUGUAUAUAAAGGAACGAAAUCCCGAAGGGGAGCACAAACUGGUUCCAGGAGCUCUAACAAUCACAAGAUGAAGCUGCUGUUCAUUUGUAUUGGCGCUGCCCUAUUGGCUGUCUGCUACGGCGGGGGUGUAGGUGGAUUCGGUGGUGGACAUGGAGGAUUCGGUGGUGGACAUGGAGGAUUCGGUGGAGGACAUGGAGGAUUUGGAGGUGGAGGAUUUGGCGGUAGAAGUUAUGGUUCAGGUGGUUUUGGUCACGGGGGAGGAUUUGGUGGAAGGGGCUUCGGAGGAGGUGGAUUCGGCAGAGGGCAUGGAGGAUUCGGAGGUGGCUCCUUCUCCAGGGGUAGAGGGUAUGGCAAAUAAAAUGGCCUCCAUCGAAAGCCUGGUAACUAGUAUUGAAAGAAAUUCUCCAAAUUCAUUACCAAAAGAUUUUCAAUAAAUUUGUAAUUUUAGACGCUGUUGCCAUUAAAGAUGAAUGAUAAUGGGAAAA
Messenger RNA from Macrobrachium nipponense, 544 nucleotides. Its product is annotated as keratin, type II cytoskeletal 1-like. The record is from RefSeq and is a predicted model, not a curated record. The transcript has 2 exons. Bases 127 to 417 code for a protein of 96 amino acids. Lineage: Eukaryota; Metazoa; Arthropoda; Malacostraca; Decapoda; Palaemonidae.